CGCAGCACAUUAACUAACCCGCUGUAAAACAGUGUUGCUGCUGAUCAGCGAUCAGGAAACGAAACAACUGCAUUUACAGUCUCGCUCCUCUUCUGUCGUCUGUUGUUUUGCCCGAGAAUAAGAGUUUUCAUCAUGGUCAAAGUAUCUUUUAACACGGCUCUCGCCCAAAAGGAUCCAAAGAAGGACAGUGAGACUCUCAUUCCCGAUGCCCAGGAUCCUGAGGCUGCAGCUUUUGUGCAUCAGCAAUCAAAGGUGUGGUGCUGGUGCUUCUGUCUGGGAUUGGCUCUUGUACUUUCUGGUGUUAUAGUGGGAGGAGCUUACCUGUAUAAGUACUAUGUGCUAGAGGAGGAGCGGGUGUUUGUCUGUGGGAUGAAAUACAUUGAGGAAGACUAUGAUUUGGAUGGGGAGGUGGAGGUGGGGGUACCACUGAAGUUGAUUGAGGAGAAUUUGUGCAUUUUGGAGGACGAUGAAGUAGAGCUCAUCACAGUCCCAGUCCCUGAGUUCAGAGACAGCGAUCCAGCAAACAUCGUGCAUGACUUCAACAUGAGGCUGACUGCUUAUCUCGACCUAAAUCUGAACAAGUGCUACAUCAUUGCCCUGAACACCUCUAUCGUCAUGCCACCCAAGGACCUUUUAGAGUUUCUGGUUAACAUCAAGGCAGGAACGUAUCUUCCUCAGUCAUACCUGGUGCAUGAAGAGAUGAUGGUUACAGAGAAGCUGGAAAGCACCACUCAGCUGGGCUAUUUCAUUAAUAACCUGUGCAAAGACAAAGACAUGUACAGACUCCAGCGCAGAGACACCAUACUUGGUAUACAGAAGCGUGAGGCUCUCAACUGCCUUAAGAUCCGCCAUUUUGAAAACAAGUUUGUCGUUGAGACCUUGAUCUGCGAGCCCUGAGGAUAAAGCAUGUCAGCGAGCAGAGGAAAAGAGAGGGAGGAGAAAUACACACAGGUCUUUGAUACAAUUGCAGCUUUUAAACUCUUUCUUCACUGCAUUGAAAAGCUUUUCCUUUGUAGCUGUUUGUUUUCCAUUCUUUUUAAAAUCUUAAAUGUGAAAAUAUAAUUUUUCAUUUUUCUUUUUUUUUCUGCACAAAGAAAAUGGUGUGAUAUAUUUGUGUUUGCAUUGAAAUACUAGUUUAAUUUUAGUCUUAGAAAUAUUGCACACCAAAGACAUAAUAAUAGAAAUUGUAUCAGGGUUAAGACAGAAUGGGUAAUGAAAUACACAACUCAGACCAUUUUCAUAUCUCUAAACAGUCUAAAACAUUUUCUGUUACAACAUCUGUUGUAUUUAACAUCUGCAACAUCUACUGUAUUUAUUACCGACACUGUUGAAAGAUAAUAGCAAAUGUGUGUGUAAUCUGGAUCACGUUGCAGCACUACCGUGAAUUGAGUAUAAAUACAGUGCUUUGUUUUUGUACAAAUACAAAACUAGAAAAUCUAAAAUCACAAAGAUUUAAAAUUGUGACUAUUUUUAUACGAUAUUGCCUCUAUAUUUGCUCAUUUGUAUAUAACCUGUCAAUGAAAAAGACCAAUCAUUAAAUACAAUUUUAAUCUUUA
Messenger RNA from Myxocyprinus asiaticus (Chinese sucker), 1556 nucleotides. RefSeq names its product integral membrane protein 2B-like. Gene Ontology annotation, biological process: negative regulation of amyloid precursor protein biosynthetic process. The record is from RefSeq and is a predicted model, not a curated record. The transcript is spliced from 6 exons. Lineage: Eukaryota; Metazoa; Chordata; Actinopteri; Cypriniformes; Catostomidae. The coding region runs from base 133 to 897 and encodes 254 amino acids. Gene Ontology annotation, molecular function: amyloid-beta binding. Gene Ontology annotation, cellular component: plasma membrane; Golgi apparatus; extracellular exosome.